GUCGAUUGCGCAUGCGUGGAUUAGUAAGCAGGCCGAACACACGACCAUAUUAUUUCUCGCAUUUCUUUUCUAUAAUGACCAAAAUAUCACGACUUGGGAAAUGAUAUUGUGUUCUUCAAAUCAAGACGAAGCUCCAGUGUAUCCAUUAGCGGGGGGACCCAUCACAAGCGACUGUCCUGAAGGGACCUGUCUUCAUCGCGAUAAACUAGACGUGAAUGCAGAGCCCCCUUGGGAUCCCAGCUGAUAUCUGCUAAAAGAACUCGCAUUUCAACUAUAUAUUCUUCUACGUAUAUCCUAGUAUCUAUAAAACUCUUACCUGACUAUAUACCAAACUGUCUUAUAGCUUUAUAAACAAUUUGACAAAAUGAAGCAAGCACCUGAGGCCACGGUCAUGUAUGUAAAUGACCAAUUUUCUGCACCUGUUGAAAUUCUGAACGAGAAUUUAGAGUUAAAGAAGACCAUUGAGGCAAAAGUUGACCAACAUAUGGAAAGUGAGGAUUCAUUCUUCGUAGCCGAUCUUGGGGAUGUUGUUAAGAAGUUAACCAAAUGGAAGUCCCUCCUGCCAAGAGUCGAGCCAUUCUAUGCCGUUAAAUGUAACGAAGACACUCUCGUGUGUCAAACCCUUGCCGCCUUAGGAACUGGAUUUGAUUGCGCAAGCAAGUCUGAAAUUGAUCGUAUUUUGAACCUAGGAGUGUCCUCAGACCGCAUUGUGUAUGCUAACCCCUGUAAACAAACAUCACAUAUCCGUUUCGCAGCCAAGCAUGAUGUUGCCAUGAUGACCUUCGAUAAUGAAAAUGAAUUGCAUAAAGUGAAGAAAGUAUACCCCAAUGCUAAGUUGAUACUUCGUCUGUUGCCCCCUGAGGAUACCAAAUGCCAGUGCCAGCUUGGAAUGAAGUUUGGAUGCCAUCCUGAUAAUGUAGCCAAGCUCCUCAACAAAGCCAUGGAGCUUGAAUUAGAUGUUAUUGGCAUUAGUUUCCAUGUUGGGAGCGGAUGUUAUGAUCCAACUGCCUUCUCCGCAGCUGUCUUAUCUGCCAGAAAUGCGUUUGAUGUUGGGGCCAGAAUUGGUUUCAAUUUCUCUCUGCUUGAUAUUGGAGGUGGAUUCCCUGGCCAACCAGAUCAGAAGAUCACAUUUGAGGAGAUCGCUGAGGAGUUGUCAUCCGCAUUGGAUAAUUAUUUCCCUGAAGAAGAGGGUGUUCGGGUCAUUGCUGAGCCUGGUCGCUAUUUCGUAGCAUCUGCAUUUACACUUUGCGUCAAUAUCAUCGCGAAGAGAGAGGUCAUUACGCAGGAAGCUGAAGGGGAACCAGAAACCAGUUUCAUGUACUACGUGAAUGAUGGAGUAUAUGGCUCUUUCAACUGCUUGUUGUUUGACCAUGCAGAGGUAGUUCCACAAUUGCUUCAGCCAUCAUCAGACCCCACAUAUACAUGCUCCAUCUGGGGACCCACGUGCGAUGGCCUCGACUGCAUUAAGGAGAAAUACAAGUUCCCAGAGCUCAAUGUUGGAGAAUACAUGAUGUUUGAGAAUAUGGGGGCCUAUACCAUUUCGGCUGCAACCACCUUCAAUGGAAUGGCUAAACCAUCUGUUUUCCAUGUUGUCGCCGAGCCAUUUUGGAUGCAGUUGUGUCCAGCGUUGAAAAAGAUGACUAAGUUUGCUGUCCCAGUGAAUGAAACACCUGCCCUUAUUAAGAAGGAAGAGAUCGUUGCUGACCGUCUACCAAUUGAAAACUUAUCUGAUGCCCUUCAACAGUUCCUUAAACUUGGAGAUUCCGUUGAUGACGCAGAGGAUCAGCCAGAUUUGUCCAAGACAUCUCUCAAUGAAUUGUUCGCUUUCUAAUAUGCAAAGGAAUAUGUUUACUUUCUGAUAUAGUGAGUAAAUAACAAAUGUAUUUUCUUUCUAAUGCAGUGACUAAAUAUGUUUGUUAUAUUCUUUCUUAAGCAGAAAAAAUCUUUCUGAUGUAGGAAGGGGAUAUAUUUUUGGUCAUUGUUGUAGUGAGUGAUGUACAUGUAUUUGCCUUCUAAUGUAGAAAACAAGGAUAUUUCCUUCUUAAAAUAGAAAAAUCAUAUAUCUGUUUUCUGUUGUAAGAAAGUAUGGAGUGAAUGUAUUUGUUUUCUAUAUUAGGCAAUAUAAAGAACACACAAAGAAGGCACAAUAACCUUUCACAGUGGAUCGGUGAUUUUGCUCUCACUAAAAGCCAAGUUAUUGAGUUCAUCUAUAACCGGAUACCAAAUCACAAAAUGUAAUCUAAAUAAAAUGAAUCAUUCAUUGCUUUUGAAAACAGUGUGUUAAAAUUGUUUAUGUAAACUACAGUAGACUUUAACCAUAAUUAGGCUGAUAGAGAUUGGUUAAAGUACAAUGAUAUUCAGUUUACUGACUCUGAUAAAGCCUAAAGGUGUUGGCCCGCAUUUCAACAGAUGCAAAAUCAAAUAGAAGAGUGUCAGUUUUUCAUAACCUUUUUAAAUAGAAUGGUAUAAUAAUAUUAUAUUAUUUGUAGUGUCCUGCUUGAGAUUGAUACUUAUUUCGGACAAUUUUCAAAAUUUAGGAAAUGGUUUGAAAAUGUGAUGAAAAAUUGGCAAUCGCGGGUGCUUGCUUCGUUCAAAUUUGUCAAAUGUAUACUUAUUGUUGAUUUUGUCACUAAUGUAACAUGAUAUGAGUUUUAUAUUGCUUGUAUACCAUAUCCCAACCCCCCCACAUUUAGAAAAUACUGCUCCUAUUCAAUGUCCCAACCCCUACCCCAUGUUUAUAUGGGUCCAUAGCCAAUAGGUCUACUUAAGCCUACAUUCUGAAUUAUAUCACUUACAAUAGACUAAAUAUGCAUUGAUUGUCCAAAAUAUGCGAUUUCAAAUUGGGUUGUUGUACGAGCAAUAUAAGAUUACUAGAAAUUAAUGAAUGGAAAAUUGUAGUAUUAUUUGUAAUUUUAGGGUAAAAAUGGUUAAACCAUCAUAAUCUAUUUCAUCCAAUAUUAUUGGAAUUGGGUUGGGAUUUUUACAUGACUUUGAAAUUUUUCCAUUUUCUUUAUUACCUUAUAACAUUAAUAUUGGAUUGAUUUUUUUCUAUAGAGAAGGGCGUGGGUUCCAUAAGACUGGGUAUCUCUUCAUUCUAUCCUCUAUUAUAUUAUAUGUAGCUUAGUGUAUUUUCCUUGUUGGUUACAUUUAUGGGACUGGCAAAAUAAUCUACUUUUCUGCUAUCGCUUUAUCUGCUUUAUGUAGUAGCCGAAAAUAUACAUUUUUGUGGAACCCAUGUUUUGUAAUGAUGAAUUCAAAAUAUACAGCAUUUUUUAAUACAUACAUAUGAAGUAUUAUUGUUUAUGAUUAAUUUAUGGUUUAUAGGUCUUUAUUUAUAUUUAAUUUUUGUUUUGAGUCAAAUUAUUUGAAUCAUUCUCCCUGAUAUUUAUUAUACAUGUAUAUGUAAAGGGGGACUAAACUUUGAUGUAAUGCAGACAUUCAUUUUAAAACAACAGUCACUUCUAAAUCCAGGGCUUUUUCUUGAAUAUACUCUAUAACCAUUCAAAAAAUAAUAAUAUAACAUGAUUCUAUCAACAUGUCAUGGUCUCUUAAAGGAAUGGUGUGUUUGUUUAAGAAACUGCCCCCUGGAAUUUAUUUGUGAAUUUUGAAAAAUGCUGUAUAAAUCAAUGUGAAUCUGUCUCAACAUGAUAAACAGUUUCCUAACAUAAUGGAACCUGUCUGAUCAUGCCAGGCAGUUUCUUUAUAUAUAACAGGUCACUGUACUUCAGAUCAACUGAUCUAUUGUUGUCCUAUGAUAGUCAGGUGAUUUGGACUGCAUUGAAUUCUAUAUGUAUGUGUACUUUACAGUAAAACCUGUUGCUAUGAUGAACACCUCAAAUUUGUAAAAUAUAAAUUGCUCUCUUUUGAAUUAAAUCAAUUGUAGCACAUAUGUUUCAUUCUUGAUUUUCAUAUAAUAUGUUGCCUCACACUUUGCUGAAUAUAAAUUCUCAACGAAAAAUAUCUCACAACCAGUUGUGUUCACUAUAUAAACAGGGUUUACUGUAUAUUGAUAGUGGCUUAAGUAUUGUAUUCUAUAACAGUAUAAUCACUACAAAUGUUAGCUUGAACAUGUAAUCGUGUGGCACUGUUUGUUCAAAUACUGCAUGAUAGUUUAGUUAUACAUAUACUUAACUACCAAAAAGAACCAUCAAUGAGGACUUUCAUGUUCAAUCCCUGGAACAUGUCACUUAUUUGAAUAAUCUUUAAAAAAAAUGUAACACCAAAUGCAAAAUUAGAGCGAAAGAUUUCUGUCAUAAAUAACAGGCCCGUAGCCAGUGGGAGAGUUCGGGUCCAAAAAUUCUUUCAAAAUCGUGCAGUUUUUCACCAUUCUCACUUUUCAAAUGAUUUGGGUAAAAGUUGCAAAUGUGAAGUGAACCUCCGGAUUUUUUGGGGAGUGAACCACAUUGACAAAAGCUGCUGGCUACAGGCCCGAUUAAUUUCCAUCUCCUUAUUGCAUUUAUGGUUCACAUGUUUCUGAAUCAUGAUUAUGUGAAACAGAAUCAAGACUCUCAUCUCCACCCUAGUUGAAAUGAGUUUCUGAAACUUGGUCAUUGAUAAUUAUUCUAGUGUUAGAGCUAGAUUCACUACUUGAAGACUAGACUCAUGUUUCAUUGUUAGCAUUAAUAUAUGAGAAAUCAAUUUAACUUCUAAGGUUUAAUUAUUAACCCGAAAUGUAUCACUGAAAAAUGAAAAUUUUAACAUAUGACCUAAUUUUGAUGAAAAACCCAAAAAAGUAAUUUAAAAAUUUUGUCUUCCGUGAAGAUUAAUAGCAUUAAAUGUAAUAGUAGCAAAUGUCAUA
Molecule: messenger RNA, 4798 nt
Organism: Owenia fusiformis
Lineage: Eukaryota; Metazoa; Annelida; Polychaeta; Sabellida; Oweniidae
Source: the annotation of a GenBank genome assembly